AUGAAGACUCUUGUCCUCCUCUCUGUCCUUGCCCUGCUGGCCUUCCAGGCCCAGGCUGAUCCUCUCUCGGAAGCAGCUGAGGAGACUAAAACUGAUGAGCAGCCAGGGGUAGAGGACCAGGAUGUGUCCAUCUCCUUUGGGGACCCAGAAGACUCUGCUCUUCAAGAUGGAGGUGAGUGCUGGUGCCCAGUGUGA
Messenger RNA from Microtus oregoni (creeping vole), 195 nucleotides. RefSeq names its product alpha-defensin 25-like. The transcript has a single exon. Gene Ontology annotation, cellular component: extracellular matrix. The record is from RefSeq and is a predicted model, not a curated record. Bases 1 to 195 code for a protein of 64 amino acids. Lineage: Eukaryota; Metazoa; Chordata; Mammalia; Rodentia; Cricetidae. Gene Ontology annotation, biological process: disruption of plasma membrane integrity in another organism; defense response to Gram-negative bacterium; innate immune response in mucosa.